Molecule: messenger RNA, 766 nt
Organism: Ficedula albicollis (Collared flycatcher)
Lineage: Eukaryota; Metazoa; Chordata; Aves; Passeriformes; Muscicapidae
Gene: R3HDML
Product: R3H domain containing like
Exons: 5
Coding region: 5-766 (253 amino acids)
Source: RefSeq, a predicted model, not a curated record
GAGCAUGGCUGUGCUCCACCUGCACCUGUACCUGACGGCCUUGGGCUGCUGGGUGACACAGGUGUCCAGCUCCCUCCUGCUGCCCAACGCCACCGAGCUGCUGUCCCCGCCCGGGGGCUCGGCCGCGGGGCUGCUCUGGGCCGGGGCGGCGCCGCGGGGCCGGCGGAGGCGGCACCUCUCUGCCCACGACGUGAGCGCCAUCCUGGACUACCACAACCAAGUGCGGGCACAGGUGUCCCCCCCCGCUGCCAACAUGGAGUAUAUGGUGUGGGAUGAGCAGCUGGCCAGGGCAGCAGAGGCAUGGGCUGCGCGCUGCCUGUGGGACCAUGGCCCCCCCGAGCUGAUGAAGUAUGUGGGGCAGAACCUCUCCAUCCAAUCGGGCAGGUACCGCUCUGUCAUGGACAUGGUGAAAUCCUGGCACCAGGAGAAGCAGCACUACUCCUUCCCCCACCCCCGGGAGUGCAACCCCCGCUGCCCCUCCAAAUGCAGCGGCUCCGUCUGCAGCCACUACACGCAGAUGGUGUGGGCAACCUCCAGCCGCCUGGGCUGUGCCCUGGGCACCUGUGCCAAUGUGCACGUGUGGGGCAGCACGUGGCGCCACGCCAUCCUCCUCGUCUGCAACUACGCCAUCAAGGGCAACUGGCUGGGUGAAGCGCCCUACAAGGUGGGGCGGCCGUGCUCAGCCUGCCCCCCCUCCUACGGCGGGGGCUGCUCCAACAACAUGUGCUUCACCGGAGUCAAAUCCAACCAAGUCAGCUGGUUCUAG